UUUUGAUCAUCGGCUCAUUUCUAUGGGCGUAUGGUCACCGUGCCAGCCAGCGCAUGGCUGACUAUUUGCAGCGACGUAGGUGGCCCGGAUGUCGACGAGGGGCGUAUAAUUUGCCAUGCACCGACAUUGCCGAGUGCUCUUCGGCAUCUGUCAGCGAAGGAAGCUCCGAGCAACAUGGCAUCCACAGCGCAGCUCGGCUUAACGCAGGCACUAUCACUUCGCAAUCGCCCCUCGGAACAAUGUUGUCAACUCUGCGUCGCUCGCCAUUCGCCUUCAAAAAUGGGGGCUGGGACCAUCGGAACCCAAGAAAAGACGCGAGCGCGGUGGCCAAGCGAGCAGUCCGCACAUUUCUCUCGACAGCUUCGUGUCCAGCACCCCGAGGAAGGCUUCACGAGCAGGAGGUUCCACCCGCAGAGUUGGCCGCCAAGAGCAGGUCUCCCUUGCUGCAUCCAGGAUCUCGACGUUACUUCGCACUCUCACUAAAUACACGGACGGCAUCCACUCGUCCAUUCCGUGGUCAUCUGGAUUAGAACGCAGUGAGCCCACCCUCGCACACGUCACAACUCGGCUGUUCCUGCCUUGUAGCGUGAAGUUGCCCGUUCACGCUGCGCAACACCAUGUCGUAUGAGCAAGUGCCCUGUCCUUGCAACCAACUGGAAAGCCACGACGACCAGUGGACGCCGUCUUCGCCGUGUAACAUUGAAGACUGCGACUACAGCAGCCCCAGGGUAUUCAACAUGAAGCGGCACAGGUACAACUUCCACGCCUGCUUGAAACACCCUCUCCCGGGCAGGCCAGCGAGAAAACCGAAGGAUUGCUGUGGCGAGUCGUUCUUGACGCUUCACCGGUACACUCGUCACCGCGAAAUCGAGCAUGGCGACGGACACCUGUGCCGACUAUGUGGACGCCUCUUCCCCAGGCAGUCGCACCUCGAGCGGCACAUGCUCGUCCACACCCGAGAGAAGACAUACGGGUGUGGUCUAUGCGGCUACGCCACGCCGUCGUCGUCGAACCUUGAGCGCCACGUGGGCACGGCAAAGUGUCGUCGGGACGCCCGGCGGAUCGCCGCGGGUCUCGCCGAGCGACCCCAGCCGGAAGGCCUGGUGGCAAUCAUACCGGACGUCGCGACCAUGCUUGCCGUGCGUGGUCUGCUGGAGCUAGGCCGCGGCGUAAGGAUCUUUGGGCGGGGCCGUUGCGCCCGUCAGCGGGCACAAGGUGUGAAAAAAAGGAAGGUGUAGAGCGUUCUUCUGAAACCCGGUGCACGUGCUUCGUGACAAGUUGUCCCGUUGUUGCUCUUCGAUCAGGGCUGCCAUUACGGACCACGUAUUCGGCUUCGACAAACAAAAAAUGCUCUUCGGUAAAUCAAGCAUUGGUUAAAUGUCCAGACUGGCUUCAGGACAACAUUAAUUUGGGCUAAAUGGUGCAUACAUGAAUUACGAAGGAACAGCGCCAACUAAGAGGAGCACGAGAGGGAGAACGACACAGGACUGUCCUCACUGUCCUGUGUAGUUCUCACUCUCGUGAACGUCUUAGUUGGCGCUGGUUCCUUCCUAAUUCAAGCCCAGAACCCAAAAUAGCACCCCCACCUCCACCCCCCGCCUAUUUUGGGUGAUAGGGCAAUGUUUGAUUUACCAAUGCGAGAGCGGUUAAACUACAAGUUUUGCUUCUGGUCAGACACGCGCUCAAUCAAUGCAGCUGCUUACGUCGCAUAACGACGGCGUCCUGCACCAGCACAACGGAGUCUUUGCUCGUCCAUCCCUUACGAAAAUAGUUCCCUUACGAAAAACGUCGUAUUACAUGACAUUUCAACACUCACUGAACCAGCAUAACCAGACUUCAAUGACAUUUCUGUUGUGCAUUGAGCCAUCAUUUUUUUCCGCUGACGACGUCAUAUUGACUUCUCGUAUCUUUUACGUAAGGUUAGUAUGUGGUUUUGACAAGUAAAACCCCAUAAUUGAUUAUGAGGCAUGCCGCUUUCUAUUCCUAGUCGGUCAACAAAUUCGGUCGACAUUUUACACACGAUGCAGUAAAACCUCGCAGCAUCGUUUGUUUCCAGAAUCUAGCGGCUGUAAUCAAAGCUAUUGAAAUAACCAGACCACCUAGAGACACAUUCAUCAGUUAAUCUGGCGUUUCAUUUAGAAAUCAGCCUUCUUAACCAGGCACCCAAACCAAUUGGAUUUAUGAUGUACAAGUUUAAGCGCCUCAAAAACCUUCGAGUCAUAAAACUGAGUGAGGUACACAAAAAUAUCACUAUCACUACAAAAUAUUGAUUUACGAAGGGAAGAACUGUGUACCUGUAAAAAAAAUGUUAGUCUAGACGGUGAAAGGAAAGUGACCAAUUGAAGAUACAACAAACUAUAUAAAUACCAAAGUUUUGUUCUUUCUACUGGGCACAAGUUUCAGUGGCCACAUUUGUCUGUACACUCGUAAUCUCUGUAUCCGAAGAGAAUUGUCGUCGUAAUAAAUAGGGGCCGCCUCUUAUUCAACGGAACGAGAAAGGUUUGUGUAAUCGAGGACAGUGGAAAUCUGUAAACUGACCAAGUUGACAAAUGCAUCAUCACAAAUUAUUCCUCCCCACAAGCGAGCGAGUGCCUCAUGCGAUGAGCCCAUAGACGUUUAAUUUUCCAGCAGACGUUAGCAACCGACAAGUUGGCCUGUUCUGAGAGCUAGUCAUAUGUUCUACGUACAACACUACAGGCACUGCUUAAAAUACGAAGGAUCGUUUCUUGCUAACCCAAUGGAUCGAUAUUAUAUGGCGGUCGUGCAAGAACAUGGUCAGCAAUGUGUCACGUGGGUGGAAAAUGAAAUCAAUAUUUUCAACAAGACGGCAACCAUUUUCGUUCACCUAGAAUGCGUAAACCCAGAUUUGCACGAGUAAGCUUUGUUACUGAAACAGUGGUGGAUUGAAACCCAACAAACCACUAUAGUAUCCUACAUCUUAAUCUAUAAUCGCCAUUUCAUUCCAGUAUCUGCGUUAUACUGCAUUCGUGUAGUGUACGUACAAACGAUGCCUCACUUACAUCGAAUGCGCAUGUUUCGUGGCAAAUCUAGUUUCAGGACUGCUCCGGACAUUGACAAAUUUCGCCACGUUGCCAAAUUCACCGCCUUGCCAGUUCUGGCGGGCUCACAGGGUCGCUAAGACCUGAUUGGCUAGAAACGCAACUGUGAUAACAUUUAACAAGCAGCAGCAGACUCUGCGAGCUCUCAGCUGCACUCUGGAAUAAAUGUUUACAUAAAUGUUUACAUAAAUGUUUAAAUGAAUAACCACAAAUCUUCAAAACUCAUCCACCGCAAGGCCCGGUGAGAGUGCGUGCCUGCAUCAGAUGAUCAUGGUCCAACUUUCGUUUUUUUUUCUUGGCACCAACAGCCUUUUCAAUUCAUGCUCGCCAGCAUUCUUUAGGGUGUCCUAUUUAUAGCGCGUGAGAGUUAAGCAAUCUGCUCAUGCUGUUGCGAGCACCUGCACCGGGUUUCUCUAGACGCUCUCUUCCUGACACUUCAUUCCUUUGUCCGCCUUCGUUACGCGCAACGGCCUGUGUUCGAUCUCCGUGAGCAUGUGCCCCGUGAGUCUGCGCAUAUUUUUACACGAUGCUGGCUUGGCCCUCAUAUACUUCAGUUAUUUGGUCAUUCAUCAUUUCAUUGUCACGUCUAUUUUUUUUUCACUCGCCCUCUUUUCAUUCCUUGUGAUCAGUGGCGUAGCCAGAAAUUU
Dermacentor albipictus is the source of this 3706-nucleotide messenger RNA. RefSeq names its product zinc finger protein GLI4-like. NCBI's taxonomy places the organism in Eukaryota, Metazoa, Arthropoda, Arachnida, Ixodida, Ixodidae. Gene Ontology annotation, cellular component: nucleus. The record is from RefSeq and is a predicted model, not a curated record. Gene Ontology annotation, molecular function: zinc ion binding; RNA polymerase II cis-regulatory region sequence-specific DNA binding; DNA-binding transcription factor activity, RNA polymerase II-specific. Gene Ontology annotation, biological process: regulation of transcription by RNA polymerase II.